CUUCCUGAAAGAGAAUCUGACGCUCGGGGAGCUCGUACCACUUCAGCUCCGACUUUGUCGCUCAUAAUCAGAUGACAGCACGUACGCAACAAACGUAGAGAUAGAAAAACAGAAGCUGAUAAAAACAAAAACUCAGAGUCAACUACUUCCGCAUCACAGCAAAAGUGUACAACUCGUACUACCCCCGAAGAAGUCCUCUCGCCUCUGACAGUCAUCUUCGUCUUCGAGACUACUACUUUCCAUCCACCGCACACCAGCUGCUUCGUUCUGUGUCGUGUCCUCUUCUAACGACGAGCAGCAGCAGGUGAGAAAAAGCUUCAAGAAAGACCGAAACAAAAUCCGCACCUCGCGCUGCUCUUCGACAGCACGACUAUGAGCAGCAAACGCGGCAGCACGAUUACUUCUGGCGGUAGCAACCAGCAGUCCCGGUCUGGAUCUUCCGCGCAGAUGAAUCACAACAACACCGGAGGAGGACAGCACACCUACUACACUUCCUACAGCGACAACGAGAAUUUAACCAUCUUCCACCGGGUGAGCAAGCACACUGGAGGCACUGCGCCGUACAACCAUGCAGGGGGCAUGAUUUCCUCGCACACUUCCGGUUCGGGAAGCAGGGUGCAUCCGAUGCAGAAGAACAUGGCGGACCACCUCGGUGCCGCCGACCCGGACAUGUACGGAGAUGUGAAUGCGUACUACAAUCAGCAUCUGCUGGCGCAGCAGCACCUGAACAUGAUGAUGCACCCCAGCACCUACGGAGGGCAGUGGUACGGAUCGUGGAAGCCCGGGUCGAAAAACGACGGGAAUAAUGGCUGUAGGGAAAUGGAAAGAGCUCUUCUCUUUUGGUUUUGGAUAUAGGAUUUUGUGUUUCAUCUGUACUAGGCCAGUUCGUAGUUCGAUCCUCGUAAAAUUUGUAUAUGCUACCAGCAUGAUAUAUGUGGUACUCCGCGUGGGCAGAGCGAGCAGCUUUGCGCCGGCAGCGCGACUUUUGCGUAACCUAGCAGCGUAAUUUUUCAUUUCUUUUUGACGUCCCUGUAACAGUUCGUUUUUGAUUGAUCUGCAGGUGCAGCUCCCUUUCUUCGUGUCCUAGUGAAAGACGCAGCAGUAUUACAGCUACACGCUUCUACCUCUGGCACUUCAAGAAUUGUAUAUGGCGGCACGACACCAACUCAGACUCUAGGUAGAAGUACAAAUAGUGCACGUGACACUUCCAAUCUAGUUCUAGAGAGACGCGAGAGAGUUCUUUUCAUUUCCAUUUCCCACAGCCACCAUUUCAACACGCGUGAUCGCUCGCGCAGUGCGUACCAUGCGAUGCAGCAUGACAAAACCUCCACUUCUCAACAUCAUCAACAAAACCGCUACCAGGACAACCGGUGCUAUGAUGCACAAACAAGUCGGCCACCGACCGCGAAACAACAUGAAGGAACUGGCAAUUAUAUCAACGUAGCAGGUAGUGCUUCAUCUGCUUCAUCAACGACAGGGAACACGAAUAGUAGCAACACCAACAAUUCCACCCAGAAUCAAAAUGGUAAUUCGGACAACAAGAUGUUGAAUCGCACGACGGCCAUUCGCAGUGGGGACGUCGAUCAGCAGAUGAAACAGAACGAAAUCAUGCCGGGAUUGACGGUGUCUAGCGCAGCUAGCGGUAGUAGUACCACUGGCACUUCUUCCUCCUCUUCGUCCCAGCACAGCAGAUCGCAUGUCGUGCCCAGCACGACCGCAAUCACUAAUGGGAUCGUGCAUGUCCGUGCGUCGGGUUCGGGUAGUGGUCAUCAAAUUGGUUCUACUGCAACUCAUCACCAGCACAAGCGCGACAGGGACUAUCGGAACAACAAUUUGCACAAAACCUUCCGACCGCAACCCGGCAUGCCCUUGCAGCCGAUCGGAAGCAGUGGUGUGCAUGUGCAGACGGUGCAGGAGGGGCAAAAUCAGAAGUCGCAGUCCAACACGAUUGACAAUCGUGUUUCGAUGAAGGCGGCUUCCUCUCUGCGGACGAACAUCACCAACGGUACGUCGAAUACGGCCCAAUUAGCUGCGACUAACAUUGUGAACCCCCCAAUUUUCAACCCGAUCACGCAACCGACUUCCAGCUCCGCGCCCCUAGCGCCGUUGAAGCGGAAGAAGCACUACGGCGGGGGGAAGAAAUCUUCUACUCGUGGUCUUCCUGGUACGUACUCCGAUGCUGGAGAUCAUCAAUCGGAAGUCGGCGAGGACAGCGAUGUGGAGGGUCCACCGCUGCGGAAACACGCUUCGGAGUCGCUGUUUCUAGACUGCGCGAGGACUCUGUGGAAAACGAAUCAGGUCGAUCCGGGGAAGGCGAAAGCGAUGCUGGACUUGCGGAGUGGUGGACAGAAAGGGGAUCAUCUCUUUGCGCGGAGGGAAAUAAACAAGGUAAAGUGAAGAUUUCGAUUUGUAUAUGAAAUGCAAAUCCCGCUUUAGACUCAGACAGAGGUAAAUCCAAACUAAAGGAGAUGAAGGGCGGUCGAUUGUUGAUGAAGAUUCUGAAAACAUGUAAAACACGGAUGAUGUUACCUCGCAAUAUUUCAGCCCUCCAGCCGCGGUUCAACAUCGUCCCAGCAGCAGGUAGACAUGUCCGUGAACCUCCUGUGCCCGACUUCCACGAACACUACCCAGGAGCCCAUGUCUGGAAAACCCCGUUGCGACAGCGACGUCAGCCUGAUGAGCGUCAAAACUGGACCGGGAGUUGUGAUGGUGGAGGAAAGCGAAACCAACCACAAUGCGAAUAUGCAUGACGAAGUGAUGAAGAUGAACAUCAUCAGUCAACCCGGUGCAGCAGUUAUCACAAGCUCGGAGGAGCAGGAAGAGGGGGAAAAUGCGAGUGACAACAACCGAGACCAUCGCGCUGUUUCCUUCGGCGACGAGUCGGCGUUUGAUCUGCUGAGCAAGGGAGAAAUGGAGGAUGAAGAACAUGAAGACAGCAAAGAACACAAUGCAUUAAAUCAAUCCACAAAUCAUCCGAUUGUCGAUGUGGACACGAGGAACAGCCACCACGGAAAUGUCAGGCAUGACAAGCCGGCCCAUCGUCAGCGGUCCAAGUCCUGUUCUUCCAGAAAUUUGUCCGAAGCCGCAAUUGCACUGGAAAAGAUCAGGACCAGUGGGGUUGUGCAGCCGCAGGAGGGAGGAGAAUGCAAGAACAGUAGUACCCAGGAAGACGACAAGGCUGCUAUCGCUGUUUCAUCCGCCGCGGGCGCUGCCAAGGACGGGUACCAGGAUAAAAAGUCUGGUAAUAAUCAUAACGGCGGCAAGACUGAGAAGGAGAAGCCGGGAGUCGUGCACAAGCAGGACAAGGAGCCGAGCACGCGGCGCACGAUGAAGGAGCUUAUGCAGCUACUGUCUGAAGAGUCGAAGAAACGGUCGGCGGCGAACUCGGUGACGAGUCCAGAAUGGACGGCAGCAUCAAAAGAUGCUGUGAGGAAGCGCCGCAGCUCGGAUGUUGGUAUAAUGAUGAAUUGCCGUGAUAAUGAACAGCUGCACGUAAUAGUUAGCAACAACUUGUGAUGCGAAAACGGUGCAUGAUAGAGUUCCCUCCUCCUUGUGUACAACCGAUGCUCAUGAUGAGAAAGAGAAACUACGAUCGCAAAAUACCAUUUGAUUUACAAAAAUCGCCAAAAAAUCAAAAUGCAAAAGGUUCCUUGACCGAGUACGAGCACCGGAUCUUCAAAUACCUGAAAGCCCGCGAAAGCGAAUUUCCGAUCCCCCACAUUUCCCACUUUGUCGACGUCGGAAAGCGUGCUUUACUCGUCGACUGGCUGAUCUACGUGCACUUGCACUUCAAAUGCCGGGAAGAAACGCUGUUCAUCGCGGUUUCUCUACUGGAUCGGUACCUGCUCAAAGUCGAGGAGCAGAAGGUCCAGCAGCGGAAGGAACGGGAGCUGUUGGAAAGACAGCAAAGCCGGUUUGGUGGAAGUCAACAUGGCGGACGGAACAGGGUUGCUUCCUUUUCGAACCUGGACCUGAUCAUGGGCCAGGAGGAACUGUACAUCACCGGGAUCGCGUGUAUAAAUUUGCUUUUACUUAUUUUUACUAAGUAGUGAUUUUCAUUUUUGUGUGAUCCCAAUGCAAUCAAAAAUGGUGCGAUCGUGCGUGGCAGAUCAAAGCUUGUUGCUCGCAUCAAGUAGAUCCGCAUGUUCUUCAAAGCACAACGCAGCUGUAUGCGGAAUCACAGUGAUGACAUGGAACAAUAAAUUAGUCUUUCGCACUGAGGCUAGUAGCUACGGCUCUGGUUCAGAGGAUAGACAUUUUCCCACCUAGUCUGAUAGUGCAACUUUCGAUCUUCAUGAUGUGCAGGAGAGCGGUUCGAUUACGAUUUUGAAUAGUUCAUUACGUUGCGGCGCAUGAGAAAGUAGAUGGUUUUUGAUGUGCUUUUUCCCAUGAGAAAUUGAACUUUUCAGGUUUCCUGAUCGCCAGCAAGUACGAAGACAUCCACCCGCCGAAAAUCGAGCAGUUGUUGCAACAGGUAUAUAGAGAGAAGGCUAUUUGUAUUGCAGAUGCUGCAAGAAAAUUUGUGCUUGUAAUGCUGUGUGUGCGUAUCAACAGACUUAGACGUACUUAGAUAGAGGAGCGAACGUGAAAGAAAAAGUCGUAGAAGUCGGUCAACGUCAAGCAGAUGAUUGUGCGAGAUUACCAUGUGACGAGUUCUACUAGUAGUUGCGCACGACCAUCUUACGCAUUGUUCUAGUCAGCAGAUAAGCUUUAACCUCUUUGCUUUUCUGUGUUACGACAAUGCAAAACCAAACCGCAUUUUUGUGUACACCUCCUCUGGUCAGCCUGUUUCUGGUUUUCAGAAACUACAUGACUGGAAUUUUAAGGUCGCAAAAUGCGCACUUUUCGCCCUUGAGAGUUGAAGGUGUGGGUUAUUGCUGGUGUAGUUUAAUAUUUUCACGGCCUUGUCUUGGUACGAGGCAGUGAAUUAAUAUUUCACACUGGCAAGCAAAACUCUCCCGGCCUUCUUAGUGUGGCGAAGGACAGUGCUACUUUUUUUAAUUUGUGAAGAUUGAGCGAUAUUUAGGUCUCUGUUUAGUUUCUUCUAGGAGGCAUCUGUAUGACUGGAGUUGAAGAGCGUUUUUUAAGCACGCCUUCCGUGAAAGCGUGUCCUCUGCUACGAAGAGGGAGUGCAGCAGGAAAGCCGCUCUUCCUGCGCCACCUGAGGGAGCGAAAUAGUCUAGGGCCAGGCCCAAACUCCUUUGCCUGUCGUUCUCCCUAACAAAGGGGAAUAAAAGAGCGCUUUUCAUCCCUCGAGUUGCGGCAUUUAGCACCGCUAUUCUGGCUACCCUGGUUGACAUUUUUCGGAAGAAACAAUCGGCGCGGAUAGCACGAGAUGUGUGUUUCUGCUCUGGUCAUGCGCCGAUGCUGACGCUCCUCGGGAGGAGGUACCACCCUUGCGAGAUCAGCCGGUUCUGCGGAUGCGCUUUGCGAGGGUCUAAACAGCCUGAGGACCGCAGCGUAGCGUGUCGGAUAGUCUCUGGCUGUCCUGGCAGUCCGUGCAGUUUUACUGCAGUCAACAGGGCGAGCGCGAGCGCGAGCGGGUAUUUAUAGGUAAAGCGAGCGCUUUGCGCUUCUAUUGUAGAGAUCAUUAAGCCCCCACAGCUGCGCGACAACCUGGUCCACUUUUGUCAAUUUUCCGCGAAUUCCCAGUGUUUAGCGUAGCUAUUCUGGCUACCCUAGUCGGCGUUUUCCCUCGCUUUAAUUCGCGCGGGUAGCACAAACAACUGCGCAUAUCUGCACUUUGCACGCGCCGAAUCUGAGGCUCCGGCUGGCCUGGAUUCCCCGGCCGCUGCGAGCCCAGCCGGUUCCGCGGGUGCGCUCUGAGAGGAGCUGGCCACUCUGAGGACCUCAGCGUAGCGUGUCGAGCGGCCUCUGGCUGUUCUGGCAGUCCGCGCGUUUUUUGCUGAUCCCCGGCGGAGAUCGGGCGUGCGUGCGGGGUAUAGCUAAAGAGGAUUCUGCUCUAGAAGAUGCGGCACAGCUACAGCCUGCCCAAAAAUCCUCGUCGAAGGUUUUGGUUUUGCCCGAGGUCGUGUGUUUAGCAGACGUAAUCUGGCCACCUGCCUCGUAUCCUUUUUCCGCAUUUUCAUUUACGCGGGUAGCGCCGAGUGCGCGUUUCUGCUCCUCUCACGCGCCGAGACUGAGCUUGACAGUGCUCCGGCUGAUUCCCAAUCGCUCUGCUAGCCAUCAAGUUUCAGGCGGUUCUGCGGGUGCGCUGUCAGAGGGCCUGAUCUGAUCAGCCCGAGGACCUGAGCGUAGCGUGUCGGGCGUUGAUAUGAUGCCCGGGCAGUCCGCGUGCUUUUUGAAUAGACGAGUACUGUGGAGGUACUCACUUCUCUUUUCCAGUUUUUCUCAGAACAAGCUAUUCUUCAUCUUUCCUACUAUUGUUUCACCCGAAAAGUCAUGUUUAGCAGAGGUUAUUCUGGCGACGCGGUGAGGUCAUUUCCUUCCUGUGCAAGUACCAUGCCGGUAGUGUCUAGCACGCGUCUCUGCAUGUUGCGCGCACCAUGUCCGACACUGCGGCGCCUCUGCUAGCUGGGGGGUCAAGCUGGGUGGAGGCGGGUUCUGCGGGCGGUGCAAUCUGAGAGGAGCCUGAAGCUUCGAUGAUCGGAAUGUAGCGCGUCGAGCGCUGUCAUCUGUGUGCGAGGCGGGCACGAUACACAUGGCGGGCUCUGGCAGUCGGCAAGGGGGUGGAUUUUUGCUACUGCUGGGGGCAAUCCUUGCACAGAUGGCUGUGGCCUGUGUUGAUAGGGUCGCAGGCACUUCAUUUCAUCGAAGAAGCUUAAGCUUUCCCGUAGUUUUUUUGUUCGCGAAAGACCGUGUUUAGCAGAGCAAUUCUGGCGACCCCUUAGCGCUCUUGCUUCAAAUUCUUGGGCACGCGGAGAGCCGACACGGGUCGGCAAAUCUGCCAUAUUGGCACGCCAUGUAAGUUUCGGUGCGGCGCUGCUAGCUGGAGCCCUCCGAACUUCGGGUCCUGCGGGUGUGCACAUUGAAGGCUUGAGUUCAAGCCUGAUGAUGGGGCAUAGUGCUGGGAGAGAGGCGUGCAGCUUUCCCGGAAGACGUACUGCAGCUCCCUCCGGCAAUCCGCGUGAUUUUACAUGGCAUAUUGACAUGGACAACGCCACUUUUUUUGCGCGAAAGCUCGUAGCUAGCAACUCUAUUUUGGCGACCCCGCGAAACCCUUGUCCGUAGUUUGUACGAGUGCGCGGAGAGUCUGUCCCUACACAGGCAAUCCUGCCAUGCGGGCACGCCAUGCCCAAACUCAUCGCCAUGCAUAAUCAAUCCACCAGCAAACCGUUACGUUUUUCAACAGGCCAACCUCCAUGCGGAGAAGGAGCAGCACAAGAACGGUGGACGGUGCAAUGUGAUCAAGAAGGAGCAGAUUCUGAAGGCCGAGGUGGUGAUUCUGAACAUGGUGAAUUUCGACAUCAACCCUGGAACCUUCUCCAUGGACUUCCUCAAGCGCUUGAUCCGCGUGACCAAGGAAUUUGACCACAUUGUUUACCCCCAGUGGCUAAAAACCCGGGACGCAGAGACGCAAACCCGGGAUUUUCAAAUCGCGAAGGCCAUGAUGGAAAUGUUGGCGUUGUUCUUACUGGAGCUAGCGAUGAUCGACGCCAGUCUGUUCUCCGCGCACGAAGCCAGCUCCGUCGCAGUCACGGCUUUGUACUCGAUAAACUUCUUUUUGCCUACUUUGGAUUUUCGCUUGUUCUUCUUCGCAUGACAACCUUUCUCGACAACAAGAAUGCUAUGCUUGUUCAGAAUUCUGUGUUCAUCAACUGAGGAAAAUUUAGCAUUCUCUCUCUUUUCUAGAGCGACAGGACCUCCGUUUCGGCGGUUUUGUUGCCCGGAAGAGUAAACGCUUUUGACUUCAUUCGCUAUCUGAUGUUGAGCAUAUUAGUCCUGCUGGAGUUGUCACUAUGAACGUCUCGAUAAAACAAAGAAGAUCCUUGAUUAGGACCACGCAUGACAAAGUUCUGAAAGUAUAAUCGAAGAUGAAUUGAAUGCGUCCUUGUCCAAAAACAGGGUCCUUGCCUUGAAGAUCUUCGACUUUCCGCUCCCAGAGGAUUUGAAAAUAGCACUGAAGAGGGAAAUUUCUGAUGCGAAAUCCCUCGUGAAUAUGCAAUACAAAUUUCCUGUCCAUGUACAAAAUGCAUUACAAACGUCACCAACUUGGAGCAUGCCGCUUGUCAUGCUAGAUAGAAUUGAAGGAAAAUAAUUUUGUCAUGCAGAAACAGCAUUUGUACAUGUACAGGAAGUCUCCUGUGGAUAGUGAAGCCGGAGAUCAUGAAUUCGAUGCGGAACAUCUGGGACGCGUCCGGCCGGGAGAAUUUUCUGUACUCGAAUCUGCCCCGGAAAUUUCGGACGGACACCUACUUCAGCAUCGCGAAGUGGACGCUGAUCCUGAAGGACGCCAUGCACAUGCGGGAAACGAAGGAGAAGGAAGAAAUCGCGAAGGCAGAGUCGAUCCAGCAGAAAAAAGUUGCUUCAUCAUCAAAACAGCACCACUCUACUAUUUCCUCAGCAGCCUCGCCAGAACAGCAGAUCAGGAGCGCCAGCAAGUGCAAUGACGAGGACGAUGAUGUGUACCCACCCAGAGAUGUUCAUGUGGUUCACAGCCGCCCCGGUAGCAAGUCCUCCACAACUUCCUCAUCCACCGGCGGAAAGAAGAAGAAGAGAAUGUCGAAACCAACAACUGAUCACAGCACAAACAGCUUGGCGCGAACCAGCAAUCAGAAUACCUGCAGUCCGGAAACGUCGAGUCAGAGCGAGUACUCGGUGAGUGCCAUGGGGAGCAGCAGCAGUGAGAAUAAUCACAGCCGGAGAGUGUCACGGGUGGAUGGCGGAAUUAGUAUGUCGCCCGACGAGCCGAUGGUGGAACAAGGCAGUAAUGCUAAUGCGAUCGGGGCAGUGAAGGCAACAUUUGCUUCUACUGCAGUUGUUGGUGUUGCUGGCGCUGGGACAUCAAAGCCGCGUGAUAUUCACCCGCCCGGGAAGUUCGGAACUGCGCGAUUGUCGUCUAUGUCUACUUAUGAACUGCAAAAGUAUCGUACUCGUAUAAAUGCAUCACAAAUUUCCCCAGCAUGAGAAACUAAAUUUGUCAUGCGGAUUUACCUUAGGAAAAAAAUUUGCAAUGCAAGACCUGCAUUUAUACGAGUGCGAUACUUUUGCACAGGAUACUGCCGGCAGUGCCUGCUCACCACCGGAGGCGCAUUAUCAAAUGUAAAAGUGUCUGGGUCUGGAAGAAUGCAAGUUGUCAUGCUAAAUCUGAAGCAUGCAAAAAUCUGUGUUGCAUGAUUACCAGAAGUCGUCCAGUUUUGACCAAGUCGGGGGGGAGUUUCUCAUGCAGGAUAGGCAUGAGAGAGAUCGCACAGAAUCUGUCAUGCUAGGUCCUGCAUUCCAGACCUCCUGGGUCAUGGAAAAGCUGCAUGACAAAUCGCGCAUUCUUCCAGACCCAGACACUUUUACAUUUGAUACGCAUCACUGAUAGUCGAUUUACCGGCUCUAGCGAUCGUGCUGUUGUUCUUGCAGCGGAGUGGAAACAAAAUGGGGGAGUAGAGACAAGUGUAGUUUCUUCGCACCGCUGCAGGAACAGGACGGGAUUUUAAAUGAAUGAUUCCUUUUUAUUGGGCCGCACGAAGUGAUUCACACUCGUAUGAGCUUCAUCAGAUGACCGUAUUUAUGAAUAGAGUGUCCGUGUUUUCGUCGUUGCGUGAUGCAAGCCAUGUUUAAAACAUGGCGCCGUGCGGGUGCAGCGACUAAUUAGUUGUACCGGAGAACGAGGAAGUGAAAGAGUGCCUGUCUCCCAUUUCGCCAGUGCUUACAGACAGAGAUUUAAAGGUUUUCAUCCGCAAUGAAUAAUAGGAAAGUGUAGGUGAACUAUCAGUAUCACCGCGUUUUUCUGUGUUGUGACUCCACGUAUAGAGUUCUAAGCAGUUCAGUUGUAUGUAGGCAUACUGUUUCCUCAUCAAAUCAGCCUCAAAAUUUUCGACUCUUGUAUUCUUUCACCCGAUGUUCAUAUUACCAUUUCUGCUUGUAUCACCCAAUGAGUUAGUUCGACGUAUUUCUGCGCAUUCAUCUUGUUGUAGUUCUGAGAAGUGAUCUUCUACUUGUUCCCUAGUGCUAGUAACACUACCCGUAAAAACCGUUCACGACUACAGCUGAACAAAAUUACAUGACUCUUCAAGUCUAACCCAUUCCGGCGAUUCUGCACAGCAACGGUGCUUUUCUAUGUACAACUAUAGCGACUCGACAAAAACAGGUAGAAUUAGGAUAGAUGAAGUGCCAAUCGAUAUGAACAAGAAUUUUUUCGUAAAUAAAAUGUACCAACAACAUCCCGCCCCAAAGAAUUAUCAAAGAAAACUAUAACUCUGUUCUGCUUCUCCUAUGAAUUUUCUUUGUAUUAUUGUGCUACCUAAGUUCUACUUCUAUCUCCCACCCAGUCCGAAAGUUUUGAAUUCUUCUAAAUGACAGUAACUAAAAGCUGCAAUUUGUAUAGCGGACGCUCGCUUUGGCGUUCGCUUGCGAUGUCGCGUAUUCCUCGGUCGCUUAUAGUUCUUCGUCUCUUUCUUUCUAGGUUUUCUUGCAGAUAGUAGCGAUCUUCUAGAUGUAGGAGCUUCGUCUAAUACAAGAUCGUGCUCUACUAGUGACUGUGGUGUCGAGAAUUCAGCGCGAAGUUCAAAUCAUGACUCUAGACUCUAGAGCACCCACGGACCCACCAGCACUGCAGUUUCACAAACAAAAACAAGCAGGAACGCCAACUUUCAUGGAUCGGCAUUUCUUGCUCUACGACUACGAUUUGUUUACCGCUAGCUUUCUGUAGUAGUCUCUCCAGUUUGUUUUCAGCUUUCCUUUUGCUCAGUACUGAUUCAGUACAACAGAGGGAAUUUAUUAGCACAAUCGACAACGACGACGAACACAAGUAACAGCCACAGCAAUCAAAAAAUAUACCCUAUCUAUGAAGAAGAGUUUUUAAUCCCGCCACCCUACCUGCGAAACAAUUCAACCGUUCUGCUGAGAUACUUGCGAAUGAACCCGAAAAUUGACUCUGAUGUAGAUGUGUAGUAGCAUCACGAGUACUCGUUCGAAGCCGAGGAUUUUCACGUGACUGAUAUUUUCUCCGCCAUUCGGCCUCUGGCAGUUACUACCUCCCAAGGGAGUUGCGCCAGGCUGUUGUCGUUAGUUGUUGUGUUUAUUUCUUUGUGUUUCUUAGAAGUGGCCGGUGGGGCCGCGGUGCCUUUCUUUGCGCGUGGACGCGGCGGAGUAGGAGUGCGGUGGUAUUUUGUGGUUGAUACAACAGCAGAACAGACUGAAAAAA
Molecule: messenger RNA, 11317 nt
Organism: Amoebophrya sp. A120
Lineage: Eukaryota; Dinophyceae; Syndiniales; Amoebophryaceae
Source: the annotation of a GenBank genome assembly